CAGUUUUUAAGUUGUGUGUAGUCUGAACGGAACUCACAAGGAGUUACUGAUUUGUGUUUUAAUACGCCGUUUUGUUUAUAUAAUAUUUGUUGUUUAUCCAUAAAGUAAUGGCAAAAGGAGAAGGAACCGAACUAUAUUCCAACAACAGUUUAUUAACGAAUAAACCGGUCAACCCAGAUGUGGUCAAAUUAGCUGUGAAGUGUGAACAGAGGAACAGGUUGUCCAUAUGCAACAAGCUGUGCUACGCGGUGGGAGGAGCGCCCUAUCAGAUCACAGGCUGCGCUCUGGGCUUCUUCCUCCAGAUAUACCUGCUGGAUGUGGCUCAGUUGGACCCAUUCUAUGCGUCGAUCAUCCUGUUCGUUGGGAGGGCCUGGGACGCUAUAACGGACCCCACCAUAGGCUUCCUGGUCUCCCGCUCCCCCUGGACACGCUUCGGACGCAUGCUGCCAUGGAUCCUGUUCUCUACUCCUCUAGCAGUGGUCAGUUAUUUCCUUAUCUGGUAUGUUCCUACGUUUGAGAACGGGAGGGUCAUCUGGUACCUGGUCUUCUACUGCCUCUUCCAGACCCUCCAGACGUGUUUCCAUGUGCCCUAUUCAGCUCUAACCAUGUUCAUCAGUGAAGACCAGAAGGAAAGGGAUUCUGCCACUGCUUACAGAAUGACUGUGGAGGUUAUGGGUACUGUGAUUGGCACAGCCGUCCAGGGUCAGAUUGUGGGCAUGGCCAACGCCCCCUGUAUCCCGGCGCCCGGUGAUAAUGUCACGGCCGACGGGCUAAACUCCUCCCUGCUGCUGGGACAGGAAGUCAACGCCACGACCACGGUCAUCACCCUGGACCAAACGAAAGCGGCCUACAUGAUAGCCUCCGGUGCCAUCUGCUCCAUCUACGUGCUCUGUGCCGUGGUACUGUUCCUCGGAGUCAAGGAGAGGAAAGAGUCGUCUCGCACCCCCCGGUCAGAGCUCAUGUCGUUCUGGCAGGGUAUCAGACUGGUGAUGGGCCAUGGACCAUAUGUCAAGCUGGUCAUGGGCUUCCUCUUCACCUCACUGGCUUUCAUGCUCCUGGAAGGGAACUAUGCUCUGUUCUGCUGCUACACUCUGGGCUUCAGGAACGACUUCCAGAACAUUCUACUGGUCAUCAUGCUCGCUGCGAUGCUCACCAUCCCCUUCUGGCAGUGGUUCCUCACCAAGUUUGGCAAGAAGACAGCCGUGUACAUCGGCACCUCUUCUGUGAUCCCCUUUGUGAUCCUGGUGGUGUGUGUGGAGAAGAAUCUCAUAAUUACCUACAUCGUGUCGUUCGCUGCCGGGGUCGGAGUCGCUGCUGCCUUCCUGUUGCCAUGGUCCAUGCUGCCAGACGUGGUGGAUGACUUCCAGGUCAGGAACCCAGACUCUCAGGGCCACGAGGCCAUCUUCUAUUCCUUCUAUGUCUUCUUCACCAAGUUUGCCUCUGGAAUCUCCCUGGGGAUCUCUACUCUCAGCUUGGAUUUUGCUGGGUAUAUGACUCGAGGUUGCACCCAGCCUGAGAACGUGGAUAUAACCCUGAAGGUUCUGGUCUCCGCGGGGCCCAUAGGACUCAUUCUGAUUGGCCUGGUCAUAUUCCACUCUUAUCCAAUCGACGAAGAGAGGAGGCAGGGCAACAGGAAGCUGCUGCAGGAGCAACGGGGAAAUGAGUCCGACUCAGAAACCAACCCCACAGAACUAACCAACAUGGUUAGGUUCUAGAACACUCGUGGAUCUAUGGGGUGACGGAUUGUUGCUUGCACUGGGUGUGGCUAAUGAGGGGGGGGGGCUGGACCUAUCACGAUGAGGGAGAUACUGCGCCCAUCCAAUCACACUGCUGCUUCAGGUCUCUGAACUUAAAAGGUUCACUUACAUAACAGAGGACAAAACAGAAAAAAAAAAGUCUGAUAAAACUGCAGUUUGGCAAGGAACGACAACAGCAUAUCUUACCCCAUGGCAAAGGAAGCAUAUGACGGACGCCCACUUCAGCUAUGACACAUUUUUCCAACAGACGUCACCCACUCUGUCAAAUGUCAAAAGGCAACCUAUUUCCUAGCGCACUACACUUUAAUGGCAUAAAAGUAGCGUGCUCUAUGGGGACUCUUUGAAGUGCCAUUUCAGACCUUUUUGUUGUCUGUGAAUGUUGCACAAAACCUUGUGAUGUGUACUGUUGUGUAACAUUGUUGGUGUAUGUUGCAAAUGUUGACAAUUGCUAUCAGGACUAUCUAUUGUAGGUAUAACUUGACAAUGACUUUAGACACCGUUCUAGAGCAGUUAGAUUGUUCUAGUGCAAUCUAACCAAUCUACAAAGUUCUGACCUCCAUGUGUGUAUUGAGCUCAAAACCUUUAAUUGGAAAGUUAAUUUUAAAAAAUUUUAAUGGUAAAUUAUCAGUCGUCUCUUUUUUUAAAUGCAUGUUGGGGGUUUUUUUGGCCCCCGAAAAAGAGAAGCAAGUCAAAGUAUUGGAAAACGGGGUGUGGAGUGAAUUGCCUGUAUUGUGAAGUCUCUCUUAGUUUGUGUGUUAUUAUAUUGAAAGUGGCCACAGGAUGUCAGUUGAUAUUGACCUACAGAGAAAAACACUGGACUAGGCCUGUACAUCGCUGUCCCAUGGAAAAGAUCAUCCUACAUUUCAUGUCUUCACCAGAUAUGGAAUAUACACUGAACAAAAAUACAAAUGCAACAAUUUAAAGAUUGAAAGUUAAUUUAAAAAAUGUAAUGGUAAAUUACAGUUCAUAUAAGAAAUGUAUUAGGCCCUAAUCUAUGGAUUUCACAUGACUGGGAAUACAGAUAUGCAACUGUUGGUCACAGUAUUUGGUGUACCACCAUUUUCCUCAUGCAGCGUGAGAUAUCUCCUUGAUCGCAUAGAGUUGAUCAGGCUGUUGAUUGUGGCCUGUG
Messenger RNA from Coregonus clupeaformis (lake whitefish), 2886 nucleotides. Its product is annotated as sodium-dependent lysophosphatidylcholine symporter 1-B. Gene Ontology annotation, biological process: carbohydrate transport. The record is from RefSeq and is a predicted model, not a curated record. Bases 108 to 1715 code for a protein of 535 amino acids. Gene Ontology annotation, cellular component: membrane. The transcript is spliced from 14 exons. NCBI's taxonomy places the organism in Eukaryota, Metazoa, Chordata, Actinopteri, Salmoniformes, Salmonidae. Gene Ontology annotation, molecular function: lysophospholipid:sodium symporter activity.